AUGAGGCCUCGGCAUGGGCGUUCACCAACUCUGGGACACAUGAAAGUGUUUGGGUGUGUGGCAUACACAAGGAAGCUCGGUCCAACAAGCAAACUUGAUGACCAUGGCGAGGCGGCGUGUUUAUUGGUUAUGCGUGAAGGAGCUAAGGCAUAUAGGGUGUUUGAGCCUGUGGAGCGAUGUCGAGGAUCAACCCGUGAUGUUGUAUUUGAUGAAGAACAUGGUGGGAUUGGUCCUCGCUUGAAUCUGGGCCAUCGGAGGAAUAGCUGGGAAAUCUGGGAAAAUUACAGUAAAGUUGCUUUGGACACAGGGAAUAUUCGACUGACACUUGAAGCUUUGAAAACUGUAUUGAAUUUAUCUUCAAACAAGCGCUUUAAUGUUGGUAUAUUGGACAAGGUGAUGACAACACUUGAAGAACAAUCUCCAAAUUUUGUUGAUACUCACAAAGCAUCAGAUGAUGCAAAUAAAGAGACAAGACAAUCCAAUCAAUUGUUAGAUAUUAUCGGUGAUAUCCUUCAGCAGAUUGUGCGAAGUGGAGGCAGCAAUGCGGACAUAUGGGGUUUGUAUGCAAGAUGGCAUAAGACCAAGGGUAACCUCAUGGCAUGUUCUGAAGCUUUGUUGAAGCAAGUUCGAUCUCUUCAGGGUUCAGAAUUAUGGCAUGAUCAAACGAAGUUCGCAAAGUAUGCUCAAGCUUCUUUGAAGCUUUGCAAGGUGUAUAUGGAAAUUUCUUCCUCAACUGGAAGCCGACGAGAAUUAUUAACAGCCGAGAUGCACCUUAAAAGUACCUUGAAACAGGCAAUGGACUUCUCAGACACCGAGGAGUACAAAGUUCUUGAUAACUGUCUUGAGGAAAUAAAGAACAUGAUUGCUGCUACUGCCUAG
Molecule: messenger RNA, 879 nt
Organism: Miscanthus lutarioriparius
Lineage: Eukaryota; Viridiplantae; Streptophyta; Magnoliopsida; Poales; Poaceae
Source: the annotation of a GenBank genome assembly